AUAUUUUGAUGAUCCAAUAGAGAACAUUACUGUCUCAUUCUGCUUUCAUACGAUCGUGUGCAAGACAAUCUCAAGAUUUUGUUCUUUUUGGCUCGUUCUUUCGUAAAAAAACUUUACCAUGGCCGAUGCACCAGUAAAAGCUGUUGAAGAAAAAACAACAAAGCUUUCAAAGAGGAGAAAACCUCAACAAAAGCGAUUGUAUGCUAAAGCUGUAUUUUCUGGUUAUAAACGUGGACUUCGUAAUCAGCAUGAAAGCACAGCUCUUUUAAGUAUUGAGGGCUGCAGAGUCAAGGAAGACGCUGAUUUUUAUGUUGGAAAACGUUGUGUCUAUGUAUACAAGUCCCAACAAAAAAAGGACAAGGUCCGUGCCAUCUGGGGUAAAAUCACAAGACGUCAUGGAUGUAGUGGAAGUGUAAGAGCUAAAUUCCACACAAAUCUUCCAGCAAAAGCUAUGGGACAUAGAAUUCGCAUUAUGUUGUAUCCAAGUCGCAUUUAAAUUAAUAUAAAAUGUGUUAAAUAAACUAUUUCUAUUGGAAAACAGUAA
Aphidius gifuensis is the source of this 544-nucleotide messenger RNA. RefSeq names its product 60S ribosomal protein L35a-like. The record is from RefSeq and is a predicted model, not a curated record. The transcript has 3 exons. Gene Ontology annotation, molecular function: structural constituent of ribosome. NCBI's taxonomy places the organism in Eukaryota, Metazoa, Arthropoda, Insecta, Hymenoptera, Braconidae. Gene Ontology annotation, cellular component: ribosome; cytosolic large ribosomal subunit. The coding region runs from base 119 to 496 and encodes 125 amino acids. Gene Ontology annotation, biological process: ribosomal large subunit biogenesis; cytoplasmic translation.